AUGCGCAGAACCCUCUUAGUGGCCAACACCUCCAACAUGCCCGUGGCCGCCAGAGAGGCCUCCAUUUAUACAGGAAUAACACUCGCCGAGUACUUCCGGGAUAUGGGGUACAACGUCGCUAUGAUGGCCGACUCCACUUCUCGCUGGGCCGAGGCACUCAGGGAAAUCUCCGGACGCCUCGCCGAGAUGCCUGCCGACUCGGGCUACCCCGCCUACCUCGCCUCCAGACUCGCCUCCUUCUACGAGCGGGCAGAUCCCGUCACCACCGCCACACUCGGCAUUGUCCAGGUCUUUUGGGGGCUCGACAAGCCUUUGGCCCAACGCAAACACUUCCCUGCCAUCAAUUGGCUUAACAGUUACAGCAAAUAUAUUCUCAUCCUCGACGACUUUUACGACGCCAACCACCCUGACUUUAUUCCUCUCAGAAACAAGACUAAAAUGAUUCUCCAGAAUGAGGAGGACUUGACUGAGGUCGUCCAAUUAGUCGGCAAGAGUUCCCUCGCUGAGUCCGACAAGGUCACCAUCGAGAUUGCCAAGAUUAUCAAAGAGGACUUUCUACAGCAGAAUAGUUACUCACAAUACGACAGGUAUUGCCCUUUCUACAAAACUGUCGCCAUGCUCCGCAACAUCAUUCUUUUGUACGAUUUGGCCUCCAAGGCCGUCACUACUCACAAACUCACCUGGAACACCAUCCGCCAUUCUCUCAACCAACAUCACAUUCUUGUCGACAUUUCCAACUCCAAGUUCUACAAUCCUUCCGAGAUGACUCAACAACACAUUACUCAACAAUUCGACCUUCUCGAACAGAGGAUUCACGACUGUUUUAAUCACAUGGACUAUUAA
This is a messenger RNA of Octopus sinensis (East Asian common octopus), 843 nucleotides long. RefSeq names its product V-type proton ATPase catalytic subunit A-like. Gene Ontology annotation, cellular component: lysosomal membrane. The coding region runs from base 1 to 843 and encodes 280 amino acids. Gene Ontology annotation, molecular function: ATP binding; proton-transporting ATPase activity, rotational mechanism. The transcript is spliced from 2 exons. Gene Ontology annotation, biological process: ATP metabolic process; proton transmembrane transport. The record is from RefSeq and is a predicted model, not a curated record. NCBI's taxonomy places the organism in Eukaryota, Metazoa, Mollusca, Cephalopoda, Octopoda, Octopodidae.